AUGAGCCCGGAAAAGCAUCAUGAGGAAGAGGAUGACGUUGACUGCGUCCUCCUUUCAGCGUCAAAGAUCCUAAAUUCCUCUGAGUGGGUAAAGGAAAGCGGUGGCAGUGAAACAGAAUAUGGCUGCGCGUCAGAAUCAGAAAAUCAAAUCCAACCACGGUCAGCAUUGAAAGCCCUUCAGCAUCAAUUGGAGUCAUUUCAGGCUCUCCGAAUACAGACUUUGCAGAAUGUUAGCAUGGUACAGUCUGAAAUCAGUGAAAUACUGAACAAAAGUAUUAUUGAAGUAGAAAACCCACAACCGAACUCAGAAAAAAAUCUGGUAUUCAGCCCACACAUUGAAAAGGCUGUGCCUAUAGAGAAUCAAGAAGAAAUCCUUUCUAUGGAGAAAAUUCAUCAUUUUGAGGAUUCCAGGACUCUUCAUUCAAUGGAAGAAAAAUCCAGUAGCGAUAGCAUUAAUAGUCUCUCUCAAGAUAUAAAUACUCCAUCCCAGAUACAUUUCAAGGACAUAUUAACUUUGAAAACCUCAACAGAUAAUUCAGCUCCAAACAUAAUUAUGAGCCCUUCAGAAGAUUCUGACAAGUUGAAGAAUUAUAAUAACCUUUAUAGUUUUCUACCUAAUGCACCUCAAAAUAUGAUGUCUCAAACUGAUACGGUGAUUCUGGAUAAAUCCAAAAUCACUAUGCCUUUUCUCAAGCAUGGAUUUUGUGAAAAUUUAGAUGAUAUUUGCCUUUCUAUCAAACAAAUGAAGGAGGAGCUUCAAAAAUCACAUGAUAGGGAACUAGCACUUACGAAUCAACUUCAAACUUUAAAAACUGAUGCAAAUGUUCCAACUAAUGGUAAAUAUGACCUGUCCCCCACUCACAAGGAAAAAAUUUACUUUAUUAAGGAAGAAAAUAUAGAAAGUAACUUAAAUGAAGAUAUAAAAUCAAAGAGAAUUUCAGAAUUAGAGGCAUUACUAAACAAAUUACUCCCACUCAGGGGAACAGCGUCAAAAUUCCAUGUGAAUUUUUGUAGGAAAUGUAAAAAAUUAUCUAAGAGUGAAAUACACAGGGGAAAAAGGAAUGAGAAAAACAACAAGGAAAUUCCCCUCACUGGCAAGAAUAUUACAGAUUUAAAAUUCCAUUCCAGAGUUCCAAGACAUACACUGUCAUUUUUUGACCCAACAAAUGAAAUGAAAAACAAAGAAAGGCAACCAUUUGUAGUAAAACACGGAUCAAUAGUAUUUGAAAAUGAGAGAACACCCAAAGUCAAUUCUGUCACUGAGCAGUGUGUUGCAAAAAUUCAGUACUUACAGAAUUACCUAAAAGAAUCUAUACAGAUACAGAAAAAAGUAACGGAACUGGAGAAUGAAAAUCUAACCCUUAAGACCAAAAUAAAACCGCUAGUCUUUACCACACAAUCUCUGAUACAGAAAAUUGAAAUACAUGAAAAGCAACUUAAGAAUUUGGGUGAAGAAAAGAACACUAUUCAGUCCAAGCUAGUUAAAACAGAAGAAAAUGGUAAAGAAUGUCUUAAAGAAUUGAAAAAAAUAAUUAGUAAAUAUAAUGCUCUCCAAGGACAUAAUAAAACUCUAGAGGAAAAAAAUAGUCAACUUUCUUUGGAGAAACAACAAAUGAUAGAAACUCUAGAUCAACUGAAAAGUAAGGAACACAAAACUCAAAAUGAUAUGGCCAUUGUCAAUGAAGAAAACAGUCGAUUGAGUAUAGAAAUGGAAUCAAUGAAAACAAAUAUUCUGUUGAUACAAGAUGAAAAGGAAAUGUUAGAGGAAAAAACAUACCAGCUUUUAAAAGAAAAAAGCUCACUUGAAAAUGAACUGAAAGAAAACAAGCUAGAGAUAAUGCAACUGAAAGAGAAAGAAAGAUUGGCAAAAACUGAACAAGAGACACUUCUUCAAAUAAUAGAAACAGUUAAAAAUGAAAAAUUUAAUCUUGAAACAACAUUACAAGAAUGUACUGCUGCUAGACAAAAGAUGGAAAGAGAAAUUGAGAAUAUUCAAACUUACCACUCUACUGCAGAAGAGAAUUUUCUGAAAGAAAUACAAAAUGCAAAAUCAGAAGCAAGUAUUUAUAAGAACAGCUUGUCAGAAAUGAGCAAUGAAUGCGAAAUGUUAUCAAAAAUGGUAAUGGAAAUUAAAACAGAUAAUCAGAUUCUAAAAGAAGAACUAAAAAAACAUAGUCAAGAAAAUGUAAAUUUUGAGAACAGCAUCAGUAGACUCACAGAAGACAAAGUACUUUUAGAAAACUAUGUAAGAAGUAUAGAAAAUGAAAGGGAUACCCUCGAAUUUGAGAUGCGGAAUCUUCAAAGAGAUUAUUUAAAUCUAAGUGAAAAAAUGUGUAGUCAGCAUGGUGACCUAGCAAAAAUGGGUUACAUUUCGAGAAGAGAGAAAUUCCAUUUUGACAACUAUGAUACUCGUGAAGACACCUCCAGUCCCAAGAGUAGACCUUUAGCUCCUGAUUUGAAAGGUAUGUACGUUGUGGUGGAUUAG
Messenger RNA from Equus quagga, 2484 nucleotides. RefSeq names its product coiled-coil domain containing 110 (gene CCDC110). The record is from RefSeq and is a predicted model, not a curated record. NCBI's taxonomy places the organism in Eukaryota, Metazoa, Chordata, Mammalia, Perissodactyla, Equidae. Gene Ontology annotation, cellular component: cytoskeleton. The transcript has 6 exons. Bases 1 to 2484 code for a protein of 827 amino acids.